AUGGACCCGGCGCAGGGUCCUAUGCUCUUCGAGGAUGUGUUUGUGCACUUCUCCCAAGGGGAGUGGGAGCUCCUUGAUGAGGCUCAGCGACUCCUGUACCGCGAUGUGAUGGUGGACAACUUUGCACUUACAGCCUCGCUGGGAAUUGCAUCUUCCAGAUCACACAUAGGCACUCACCUGGAGCAAGGGGAAGAGCCCUGGGUGACUGACCAGGUGGAUAUGAUUCUAGCCCCAGCAGGAAAGGCCCAGAGAGGACCUGGUCCUGGCCGCUGGCAUAGAGUGGAGGAAGACAAGGCAUCUUCUAAGCAGAGUGACUCUGCAGAAGGAAUAUCACAGGCCAGGACUCCCCUGACAGGUCUGUCCACCCAAAAGCCCCAGCACUAUGACUUACAUGGUUCAAUGCUGAAAGACAUUUUGUAUCCGACUGAACACCAGGGAGGCGAAGCCAGACACCAACCCUGCACAUGUUGGGCAUGUGAGAAGCAGUCCUGGCUCAGUGCAGACAUUCCCCAGCACCAGAAGCAGCACAGUGGAGAGAAACCCUUCAGGAGCAAGGAGGGCAGGCACUCUGGAAUGAGCUGCAGAGUUGACAUGCCAGAGGAGGCCUACACAUGUGAGGAGGGUGGAAAAGACUUCCAGACCCCCUCUGGGCAGCUUCAGCCUAAGGUCCCUCAUAGCGAGGUGGAACCCCACAAGAGUACUGGGGGUGGGAGCACCUCUUGCACUGGGCAGAGGCCUUAUAUAUGCAGCAAAUGUGGAAAAACCUUCAACUGCAGAGACACACUUGUUCGGCACCAGAGAGUCCACACUGGAGAAAGGCCGUAUGAGUGUAGUGAAUGUGGGAAAUUCUUUAGCCAAAGCUCUGACCUUUUUAAACAUCGGACAGUUCACAGUGGUGAAAAGCCUUAUGUGUGCAGUGAAUGUGGGAAGUUCUUUAGACAGAUCUCUGGCCUUAUUGAACAUAGGCGAGUUCACACAGGUGAGAGGCUCUAUCAAUGCAGCAAAUGUGGGAAGUUCUUUAGCAGCAAGUCUAACCUCAUUCGACACCAGGAAGUUCACACAGGAGCAAGGCCCUAUGUGUGCAAGGAAUGUGGGAAAGAGUUCAGUCGCAGACACACACUUACUCUGCACCAGAGAACUCACACUGGAGAAAAGCCUUAUGUGUGCUGUGAAUGUGGGAGAGCCUUUAGCCAAAGUUCCCACCUUAUUGUACAUGGGAGAAUCCAUGGCAGUGACUAUGAGUGCAGCAAAUGUGGGAAAGCCUUUAGCUGCACCUCCAAACUCAUUCAGCACCAGAAAGUUCACUCUGGAGAAAAGCCUUAUGAGUGUAACAGAUGCGGGAAAGCCUUCAUUCGAAGGCCAAACCUUACUCGGCACUGGAAAGUUCACACUGGAGAAAGGCCUUAUCCAUGCAGCAAAUGUGGCAAAGAGUUCAACCGUAAACACACGCUUGUUAUGCACCAGAAAAUUCACUCUAGAGAUAAAACUUGA
This is a messenger RNA of Orycteropus afer afer, 1491 nucleotides long. RefSeq names its product zinc finger protein 671 (gene ZNF671). The transcript has 5 exons. NCBI's taxonomy places the organism in Eukaryota, Metazoa, Chordata, Mammalia, Tubulidentata, Orycteropodidae. The coding region runs from base 1 to 1491 and encodes 496 amino acids. Gene Ontology annotation, biological process: regulation of transcription by RNA polymerase II. The record is from RefSeq and is a predicted model, not a curated record. Gene Ontology annotation, molecular function: RNA polymerase II cis-regulatory region sequence-specific DNA binding; DNA-binding transcription factor activity.